AUGCUUGUUUGUCUCUUCGUACAGCCAAUCCUUUUCAAAGCCACAAGCCCGCGGUUUCAAUUUGCGAUCUCGUCUUUUGGAUAUCUCGCGUUUGCGCUGGCAAACUUUUAUCCAGUCUGGUACGUAAUGCUUCCGGCAGCCAUUUGUCUUGGUUUCGCGACGGGCAUCGCAUGGAGUUCCGCCACCCACUUCGUCACAGUUCUUGCUAACGAUCAUGGAUUCGCCAGCGACGACCUCUUCUCGGUCUUCACCGGGGUGGUGCAAUUCUCUUCCAUUGCAGGAAAUCUCGCUGCUGUCGGAAUCGUUAAGAAUUUCCUGCAAGAGCCAAGUACGUCUGGGGAAACACUGAAACAAAACAUCACAACACUGCCUCAAAUCGAGGGGGCAGCCGAGGUUGAGGUUAAUUACGAACGCUGUGUUUCCCACGAUCCGAUUGAAGGGACCUCAGGACACAGUUCUUCUCACAGUGUUCUCAGUGAGGAAGGCAUUAUGGUCCUAUCUGGGGCCUGUGCUUUCAUAACUGUGAUUGCCAUUCUGCUUCUUUUCUUCGGACUCGGAGGGCGUUACGCUUCAAGACUAGACAAAACGUCAAAGCCUGGUCUAAAAAUGAUCGUCCAGUCUCUGAAAGGGAUGAUAAAACAGUCGAAAAACAAGAAUCAAUUAUUGGUUGCUCCGAUGACAAUUUACUCCGCCACUGUUUUAUGCUUCAUAAUGUCUGACAUCACACGACACGUGAUUACGCCAUGCAUGGGUGUCGGCUCAGUUCCCUUUUUGAUGAUAACUUACGGAAUUGGAAUAAGCUCGGGAUGUUUCCUGACGUCGCGUCUACUCAGGAUCUUUUCUGUGAAAAGCGUUAUGAUCGUAGCCGCCUCUUUUGAUGCAGCCUGUUUCUGCUUCCUAUUCUACUGGCGCGGUGCGAACUCCUUGUUGAUUUCAAUCUUUCUCUGCAUCGGCCUUGGCUUUACUGCUGGCAUUUUCGAAUCUGGCAUGCCAAGCAUUUAUGCUAAACUGUUCCCUAAAACGAGCGAGUCUGCCUUUGCUUGGUGGAAUACUCUUUUUAAUAUUGGCGCCAUCUUCAUCUUUGGUUGGAGCAGUUUUUUCUCUCUUCAUCUUAAACUCGUCAUUUUACUUCUUCUCUUGAUUUUCUCUCUAAUCUCGCUCUUGAAUGUUAAUUUUGAAGCAACAGAAGAAGAAAUCUCCUCCAAAGCUGUAAUUUCUAGCAAAACUGAAGACACUUUAGUGUGCCCGUAA
Oikopleura dioica is the source of this 1251-nucleotide messenger RNA. The record is from the annotation of a GenBank genome assembly. Lineage: Eukaryota; Metazoa; Chordata; Appendicularia; Copelata; Oikopleuridae.